CAAUGCAGUGUGGUCUUGGGACCUGGGUGGCAGCUGUCACCUCUGAACAGGUCUUUGGAGUACACAACCCUGGGAUCUCAGCUUGGCCUGGUGCAAGAGUUAGUCCUGUAGGCCAUUAGGCUAGGAAGGGAGUCUGUGGCUUAGGAUAGGGGUCAGUUUGUAAUCAGGGUUAGGCCAGCCAUAUUUGUAUUGUUUUACCUCUGGGAGUCCCUACACCUGGGGAGAAGGAAAAAACAUGCAUUGAGCUACUUAUAUGCCAGGUUCAUUCCACAUAUUCUCUCCUGCACCAUAACUGAAGCGCAGUGGUGGCGUGAGCACGCAGCCUGCAAGCUGUGGAGGAUUUAAAGAUCGGCUUGUCUAAAGUCACAACUCUUGCCCUUUCAAUCCCUGCUGUAUCUCCUGAGCCGAGGUUCCCGAGGCAGGUGGUUUCUCUGAAGGCCAUGGAAUCCUCUGCAGGGCCCGGGAUGCCUUUGCCCAAAUACUGCAGUGUGGUCGCAACCCUGAAGUCCCCGUCCUGGGCUGGUGCUGCUCCUUGCUGGGACUUCUUCACCUGCCCCUUUGCUGUCCAGGUACCCUGGCUCAGCCGGCACAUCCCCCUCACCAGAUAUGCCUCUUACCACCCAUGUCUCCACAUUGCUGACUCAGCAUGGCAGGGGCCUGGCUGGUUGGGAAGAGUUGGAGAUGCUGCUGACACUUGGGUCCUGGCAAGAAGGGGACCAGAUGGCUUUUAUUACUGGGCUCAGAUAAAGGCUGCUCCAGAGCUGGAGAGACAGGGGGCCCUGCUUGUGGAAUUUGAGGUUCCCAUCAUCACAGACCCAAAGCUGCCAGCCCAGCGGCAGAGCGUGGUCUUAGAAGAAGAUGUCAUUUGGUUCUUGCCAUGCGUAGAAUACUCACCGCAGCUGGGGGACAAGGUGCUUGCACCCUGGGGGCCAGACCAGCAGGGGUAUGGCCCUGGCAUGAUUCUCUCGGGCUUGGAGGCGAGAGACCCCCUGAGAGCAUCAAAAGGAGGAGGAAUUACUGUUCGCUUCUGGAAUGGCAGGACAACUACUGUGCCUCUGGGCCGGGUCAGGUGGGUGCCCCCAGCUGUGUGGAAGAAGGCUGUGGAGAGGCUGCACAAGCCUUUAACCAGGCAGUACCCCAGUCCCCUCCUCUGGGCCCCUUGCUGCUCUCUGCUGGGACCGGUCGCUGGAUGUGUCAUCAGUGGGCUCUCUCCGGCCACUCUGUUCUUGUGCCCGCCCUGCCUCCCCCACACCUGCUGCCAGCUGCUGUGCCAGACCUGCCUCUGCUGCUAUCCCUGGGCAGGACCCACCUGGUGGCCUCUAGCCAGGACCUCAGAGGCCACAGCCAGAGAACAUCCAGAGGUGGAAGUGAAGCCCACAGCACAACUUUUGCCACUAGAGGGUCCUGAAGAAGAGGAAGUAGUAGCAGUGCAAGCUCCCAUUAGUGUUUCCUCCUCUUCUUCCUCCUCCUCUUCUGAGGAAGAGGAUUUGAAGGAUGAUCUGGAGAUGGGGCUCCCGCAGAGACUGGCAGUGGACAGCACAGUCAACAUGGACCCCAUCCUUCUUGAGAAGUCUCCGAGGAGGCAGGGUGGCCUCUGCCAGCCCGAGUGGAGGUAUUGGAGGAGAAUCAGGUAUGAGCCCAGUCCUGGGAAGCCAGGAACAAGACAUGGCAACAUCUGGAAAGAAGAGAGGGACGGCAAACAACAGAGGGUACGAACCCUAGUGGUGGGGAGAACCCAGGGGCUGGUCCUGGAAGCGAGCAGCAUGAAGCCACCGCAGAGCCUGCCAGAGGAAGCAGAACGCAGAAAACGGAGUCAGGGAAGCUAAAACAGUAGGGGUGGCAAAUACCCUAGGAGGCAUUACAAAGUGGCUGACAAGUCCUC
This is a messenger RNA of Hyaena hyaena (striped hyena), 1882 nucleotides long. RefSeq names its product chromosome unknown C11orf16 homolog (gene CUNH11orf16). The record is from RefSeq and is a predicted model, not a curated record. NCBI's taxonomy places the organism in Eukaryota, Metazoa, Chordata, Mammalia, Carnivora, Hyaenidae. The transcript is spliced from 7 exons. Bases 441 to 1826 code for a protein of 461 amino acids.